Messenger RNA from Periconia digitata, 3295 nucleotides. Lineage: Eukaryota; Fungi; Ascomycota; Dothideomycetes; Pleosporales; Periconiaceae. The record is from the annotation of a GenBank genome assembly.
UCCCCGCAAUGUCGCUAUAUCAGGAUCACGACACCAGUUUCCUUCCGUGUUAGCUAACCUAACUACUGCUAAUUCAACUACUAAGCGACGGUCGAUAUAUCUCGAAGCAGCAACCUCUAGCCCCCUCCUGGUUAUGGCGAAGGGGAAAUAUGCGAGUUUCGCAGAUCGCGUUUUCCCCCGCGCUGCUUGCUGCCCGGUCAAUUUAUCCAUUAUGCCUGGAGAACGCGGAUGGCGAGAUCUCAAAGAAGCUGUCGUGUAUGCAAGGUACAUUCCAUACAUGUGCAUGUAAUAUAGUAGGAUGUCCCGAGUGGCGGGAGGAGAAGGGGGGGUAGCUAAAUGUUGCUCCGAUUGUAUAAAUGAUUGUUUACCCAUCGGACUGCUCUUCCUUCUCGCUCGCCCUGUUCACACUCACGUUCUCCAUUCGCGAAGAACUUGAAGGAAGACAAGCGGGUGUAUUUACCCAGCGAGAACAAUGCGGACCCACCCCUUCGCGCUCUUGGGCCUCGCUCGCCUUGUAGCGCAUCCCUCUGUCGUCGCUGCUGUUAGUACCUCGGUCCAGGUGAAAUGGAUCGAUGAGACUCCUACAUCCCACACUGGAACGACGUUUGGUUUACCGUGGGCCCGUGGACGCCACCUUGCGAACGCGACUGAGUUCAGCGCGGAUGCGGGUACGCUUCAGUCGUGGGUUACAGCGUACUGGCCUGAUGGAUCGAUCAAGUGGUCGGCGCAUGCACUGGGCGGGGAAGAAUCUGUGAAGGAAGGGUAUACUGUUACAGCGAGUGGCGCUGGGAAUUCGAGUGUUGGUGAGAAGGCGAGGAGGCAGACUGGUGGCAGGAAUGGGACAGCGAUUGAGAUCUCAGAGUCUACGGAUGAGAUUGUAGUGAAGACGGGGAAGAUCACGGCCAGUUUUGCGAAGCAGGGGAGUGAUCUGGUGAAGAAGAUUGAGACUGCGAGUGGGAAAGUAGUAGGGAAGAACGGACAUUUGGUGCUGCUUUCUCAAUCAGGCAUUCCGGAAUAUGAAGGCGACUCCACAGGUAUCCAACACUACAAGCUAUCCAGCAAGAUAUAUAACACGACUGUGUCAUCGGAAGGAGAUGGCUCUGCUCGAGCGCUUGUAACAGUUCAAGGCAUCCACUCGACGCCUGCGAAUUCGACUGGCUCUCGUGGCGACUGGCUUCCAUUUACCGUUCGCUUUUACCUCUACGCCAAUUCCGACGCUAUCCGGACGAUUCACACUAUUAUAUAUGAUGGUGACUCUAAGUCAGACUUCAUCUCUGGGCUCGGUAUACGUUUUGAUGUACCAUUAGCCGGAGAGGAAUUGUACGACCGUCAUGUGCGCAUCGCUGGUGUUGAUGGGGGUAUGUUGCAUGAGGCAGUACAGGGAAUUACGGGACUCCGCCGAGAUCCCGGUGCCAGCGCUAGAAGUGCACAAUACAAUGGCACAAAGACGCCAGACAAAAGUACUUGGGAUACUAGGGUAUCAACUCGACUACAAUGGAUCCCAACGUGGAGCGACUUCCGUUUGACGCAGUUGUCUCCCGAUGGCUUUAACAUCAAGAAACGCACGAAGGCUGGCCAAAGUUGGGUUAAAAUACCAGGUGGAACGCGCUCAGGCGGUUUGGCUUACCUUGGGGGUGCUACUGUCGGAGGACUCGCUGUUGGCCUUCGUGAUUUCUGGAAGAAAUACCCCACAAGUCUUGAUAUUUCCGAUUCUACCACCGACCAAGGUUCGAUUACGCUCUGGCUUUACAGCCCUUCGGCUGAGCCCAUGGACCUACGGCCUUAUCAUGAUGGCCUAGGUCAGGACACGUAUGCUAAGCAGCUCGACGCUCUAGAAGUGACGUAUGAGGAUUGGGAGGAAGGUUACAACACACCGUAUGGAAUUGCGAGAACGAACGAGGCCUUCAUCUACGCUUUUGACAGCACUCCAUCUGCGGAUAGACUAUCUGAAUUAACAAGCCAAUCGAAUGAGCCUCCUGUUUUAUACGCAGAACCGAGCUAUGUCGAAGAGACUGGCGCUUUAGGAACUUACUGGAAAACUCCCGAAGCUACUUCAGGGUCAGCGGAUGCCGCCGAGAUUGAAUCUCAUCUCGAUUUCCUGAUCAAGUUUUACCACGAUCAAGUUGAGCAACGUCGCUGGUUCGGCUUUUGGGACCAUGGAGAUAUCAUGCAUGGCUACGACACAGAUCGCCAUCAGUGGAAGUACGAUAUCGGCGGCUAUGCGUGGGACAACUCGGAGUUGAGUCCUGAUCUCUUCUUCUGGAAUCACUUCCUUCGUACAGGUCGAGCUGAUGUAUACCGUCUUGCCGAAGCACAAGUUCGGCACGGAGGAGAAGUCGAUUCCUACCACCUUGGAAACUUCACGGGUCUCGGUACACGGCACAACGUGCAACAUUGGGGCGACAGUGCAAAGCAAGCCCGUGUCUCGACCCCCGUUUACCGCAAGACCUUCUACUACAUCUCAGGCGGUGACGAACGCACAGGCGAUCUCAUCCACGAAGCUCUCCAAGCAGAGAAAGGCUUCUAUCUCGUCGACGCACGCCGAAAAGUCCGCGCCCCAGAUGUCGUCUACAAACCCGACCCAACCGCCCUCUACCUCGACUUCGGCACAGACUGGGCCGGCGUUGCAGCCGCAUACCUCAUUGAAUGGGAACGCCGUGGACCCCGCUGGGAAGAAUCGCGCUCCAAACUCCUCGAAACCGCGCGAACCUACCCGGACCUCAAAUUCGGUUUCGUAACCGGCGAAGCCCUCUACAACUCUCUCACAGGAACAUGGAGCCCGCCUCCCACGGACCCGUCCAACAACGGCACGGCAUCCAUCUCGCAUCUGUCAGCCGUAUUCGGCGUCCUGGAAACCCUCGACCAGCUCUUCUCCCACGACCCUACCCUCCCGUCUGCCUUCAAAGACGCCUGGCUCGACUACUGCUACUACUACUCGGCAUCCAACGCGGAGCAGCUCGCGCGCUACGGCAAGAGUUUCGGGAAAGUCAACUUACGCCAAGGCCACGCGAGAUUGACGGCGUAUGCGGCGCGCGAGCGUGGGAAUGCAUCGCUGGCGGCUCGUGCGUGGGAUGAGUUUUUGAACGAUAACUCGGCGGAUGAGUUGGGGCCGGACGAUCCGUGGAGUACCGUUGUAUGGAAGGGCAGCGAUGUGCUGACGCAGGUUGACGAGGCGGAUUGGAUCACCACGAAUGCUGCGGCGCUUUAUGGGCUCGCGGGCAUCGAGCUGCUGGCGCUUGUUGGGGUGUCGGAGGGGGGGAAUGGGACGGGGAAUGGAACACUUGUUGGAAGAUAG